AUGGAGGAUGAGGUCAAGAAUGAGGCGGGGCGGCAUCGCCUUUCCACUUCCGCUAAAGUGAAUAGACUAUCUCGUCUCCUGAAGGCAAAAAGAAUUGAUCAGAUGGACGAUUCCGGAAAGCAGUAUAAGUGGGAGUGUAAAGCGGAACUGUGUUCACCGGGGUUUUUUGGUGAAAGGUGCUCUUUUCCUUGUCGUUGCUUGGACAACAGCUGCCAAAACACUGUCAAUAGUCUGGGGUGCAUCACAGGUUCUUGCAGUCCUGGCUACAUUGGCUUUCCUGCUUGUCAAACUCAAUGUGAAUCGGGCAAAUUCGGCUUGGGCUGUGAGCAUAAAUGCAGCUGUACUCCAGAAAAUCGAUGUUCUCCUAUCAACGGGAACUGCAUACCUCCCAAUCACUGUACGCCAAAUCGUAGUGGUCCAGGUUGUCAAAUAAUUCGUUCAAAAUUAACUACUGCACCGAAUCUGAAAGUCACUUGCACUUCACUUACAAUUUCCUGGUCAGCAUUCAACAAUUCUGUCGAUAGCGGCGUUUCUGAUGUUCAGAAAUACCGAAUUGAACUGCGCACAGAUACAUCAACAAACUUUACAGAGUUACAAACAGUGUCUAGAGAACAGGCGGUGAACGGGUUGUACAGUGUGGACGUCUUAGAUGCUGCACCCGGCAAGAGCUAUUGGGCUCGCGUUGUGCCAAUUUUCUUUCUUGACAUGGGUGGGGGCGAUGGCUACCUGGAGGAGGGCAUCGCGAGUCCACCUUCGCAGAAAGCUUUCAUACCCAAAAGAGCCUGCUUUCAACAUCCAUCCGCUCUGGAAACAAAGGGGGUAGCGGUGACGACAGGCGUCACCAGACUCGCUCCCACAUCCACAUCUACACCACGAGAGCGCCUGACGGGGCCGCGUAGUUGUGCCCUGGUGGGGCUGGCUGGGACAUGGGCUGUGUUUCAGUGGCAUCACGGCCUCCACUCCUGCGGGCUGGGUGAGCUGACGGGCUAUGAGUUGAGUCUUACUUCCUUCGAAGGCAACGGAGCAAUGGAGGGCGAGAUGGUCGUCAAGCACUACCGCACCAACUCCCUAACCACCGCCAUCGUGGCUGCGGAUCUCACUCCAGGGAUCAAGUACAGAGCUCAAGUGUUUGCUCUUUACGAGCAGGGCAGCGUAGCAUGCUCUGACGUCUCGGUGGGUGGCGAGGAGAACGACGUCAGUGGUGGCAGUAGUGGCAGCAUUGAAUUCAGCACAUUCACCGCGGCCGACACCACGGCACCUCCAAAGUUGCAAAUGAGUCUGCUGGAGCGUCACUACGAUAGCUUCGUUGUGCGCCUCCACCUCCUCGAUGUUCUCCCACUGGAGCUUAGUCAACUUUGGGUGUCGGCUUUCCCAGUGGAGACCCGAAUACCCCAGACUGUUGGAUUUGGAGGAGGUGAUGUCUUGGUUCAGACGGCGUUAGGAAUGAGACACCACUUCUCCUUUGCCGCUAACAUCCAUCCCGCCACUCGCUACCGCCUCUACGCUUGGGCUUCUUCCACCCCCACGGUCGUAAUGUGCGCAUUCACUCAACUCAUUCAUCAAUUCGGCUAUUUAGAGGCGCGUUUUGUGGGUGUGACGAUGGAGUUUUGGACAGCUCCAAAGCCCUUCGAAGCUAUUCCCAACUUUGUGAUGCCACCGCCACAGGUGCUGGAAGUGCUCGACCGCACUCUGCACCUCCGCUUUCCUAAUAUCUCCGGCUACGCUGGUGGUCCCCUCACUGACUUCUUCCUCGCUGUCAGUUCGGAUCAUGCUGCUAUGGCUACGGGCUCGGAACUAGCUGGCAUUUCCUCUGUUCUGCGUCGUCGUCUCACCCUUCCAUCAAGUGCGAGUAUUGUAUUGCACUCACGAUCUUAUCCUAGCCACGUAGUGGUGGUAGGGGAUGGGGUAGUGGAGGUGGAGAUGGAUUUCCGCACCAAAAAUCCGGAUCUCCGAAUGUUCGCCGACCCGCCUCUCGAACCAGACUCCAAGUAUACUCUAUUUGCUCUUGUCGCCUCGAGUCUUUGCGAUGUCGUAGACGCAGUGGAGGAGGAGGACUUCGUAGUGUCACCAAAAGGGACAAAAGUAGUCCGCACGGCGCCGUUACUGAUUGCACGGUCUUCUGGCACCGCUGCUACAGCUGUGGGUACUGGGGUCGCUAUUUUCCUCUUCGUCGUCUGUAUCCUUCUCCUUGCCCUCUUCGUCUGGUGGCGGUGCUUGAGGGAUCAGUCGCUACUUUGGCAAAAGCAAUUUUACCUUCAGUCCAAGCAGUACUCCCUCAACAUGCGUCCCAAACGACGCCUCAGUGGGACCUUUACUUCAUCCCCCAUCGAGGAUUGCAUGGCAGCGAUGCCAAAUUCCUACGGGGCUUGGAGCUUUCCCCUAAAUCUGCGUGAUCCUCGCUUCCUUGUCAUCGAUCCUGAACGCGGACCAGAUAACACCUUACUGGGCACCAAGGAUCUUCGGGAGAUUGCUGAAACAUUUUUCAGGGAAUAUAAGAGUCUGCCAGUGAACAAAGCCCUAUCUCAGAUUCAAGCAAGACGAGCGGUGAAUCGGGGCAAGAAUCGGUGCCUUGAAUCCCUCCCAUUUGACCACAACCGCGUGCAUCUGCGACGUCAUUGUGAAAUGGGCGACUGCCAGACGGACUACAUUAACGCAAGCUAUAUGGACAGCUACCUGCGUCGACGCGUUUACAUAAGUGCUCAGAGUCCCUUCAACGCAGCGACGGCGAGUGACUUCUGGACCAUGGUGGUCCAGUGCAAUGUUGCCCAGAUUGUCCUCCUCGAUAACCAGAUUGAGGCUGGAGUGGUGAAAUGCACAAAGUACUGGCCAGAUCCGGGGAAUGUGGAAGGAGGAGGCGGAGGUGGGAGCGAGCGCCGUCAGUACGAUAGCGUGGUGAUUGAGGCGGUGGAUACUGUGGAAUACGCACACUUCAGCGUGCGACGCUUCCGCGUUACUGAUCUGUCAGCAACAGGAGGCUCGAGGCAAUGUGUGACGCAGUACCAUUACCACCGAUGGCGUGUCUACGACAACGAGAAUGAAGACGACCUCGUGGAUGGAUUCGAUCACCUUGCCUUUAUUGACUUCUACUUCCAUGUGAAGAUGGCCACACGCUUGGAGGAUGGACCCAUCCUGGUGCACUGUGAGGACGGGGUGUCGCGUUCUUCGGUGUUCGUGGCCUUUGACACGCUCUUCCAACAGUUGAUGUACGAGCACGCGGUUACGGUGGUGCGGACGUGCGCGGUGCUGCGACGCGCGCGACAACGCGCGAUACCCUCGCCGCGUCGCUUUGCCCUCCUCUAUGACCUCCUAUUUGAGGCUGGCAUUGCUGGACACGCUCUUCUUGACCUUGACAUUCGCUCCGCCCUCGCUUCGCUAAGCCAGCGGAACGUGACAGCGGGCUUCACGUACUUGCAGGAGCAGUGGUACUUGCUGCACAACUACACGCCGUCGCCGUCACUGCCCUCUUCCGCCACUACGAGCGGUGAAGGCGAGAACGAAUUGGCCGCAGUGUGGGUGGACGGAUUGACGGUACAAGAGGACGUGAUUCUUGCUCGCUCUCCUAUCACCGCCGUGGCGGCUUUCUGGCGUCUCGUCUUCCAACAUAGGAUCUCCUGUGUGGUGGACAUGGAGCCCUCGUGCUACGAAGCAGAUAGCGACGCGUUUCCAUUUUGGCCUCCAUACAUCGGUGGUGCUGCGGGUGACAUGGAAGAGGAGGCCCUAUUGGGCACCUACAAUAGCACCACUGCUACUGCCUUCACUCGCGUGCUCGAUGUCGGCGGCGUGGUGGAUAGCGAGGGUGAGAUGGCGGUGCCACGUGACACUGGAGCCUGGUUCCACCUCGCCGAGUUCCAGUUGGCGCAGGUGGGUCGGUUGGAGUCUCUUCCUCCACCUUCCUUAGCUCUGUCACCCAGGCGUAAUCGUCGGCGUCGGCGCCAACAGCAGCAUCAGAGUGAUUGUAGAAGAGCCACUGGGUGUCUCUUCAAGCGGCGCAUCAUUAUUCGACGACUCCUACCGCAACAACAGCAGCACAUUUCAGCUCCACGAAGAGCUGAGUUCCGCACAGUGAACAUAUUACACUUCAAGGCGCACUGGAGGCAGGGUAACCAGGUACCACCUCGGAGGGCGAUGCUACAGGCAAUAGAGACGUUUGCGGCGGCGCGUGGAAUCGGCCCCGCGGUAGUGCUCUGCGCUGACGGAGCGACGCGUAGCGGUCUCUUUCUCGCCGCUCACCUUCUCAUCGAAUGUCUGGACCGAGACCGCUUUGUCGACCUCUUUCACACCCUUAAGUCUCUGAAACUACGUCGCCGCGCUGCAGUCGCCUCUGUGUCCCAAUUGCGCUUCCUCUACCGCCUUCUCAUUAUUUGGGUUGACGAGAUGAUGAUCAAAGGUCAACAUAGGAACUUAAAAAUCCCCCUCUACCCGGAAGCUUCGUUAGUAGCGACGCCACGAAGCAGCCGACAGGAUCUCUCUACAUCUGCCGUCUUCUCCUCUAGUCGCGUCUCCACGCAAGUGAGUGGUACGGUGUUUGGUGGCACCAACGGGAGCAAUAGCAGCCUGGGGGCCGCAGGUACCGAGGAGGACGAAGAGGAAGAGGAUGACACUGCCAUGGUAACGGGCUCUCCACGCGCAAUUACCGUGCUCUACCGCUACUUCAUACUAUCGGAACCGGUCACUUUGAAAGCCAUGGUGCGAAAGCUUAGACACCACGAGAAGAAACUUCUGAAGAAGUUCGAUUUCAUCAAUUGGUCUGCAGACAACAAUCUUCAUGAACUAAAGGUAGUCAAGAGAUUUUACAUUCAAAAACGCGAAGAUUACACAUUAUAUAACAAGCUGUCAAGGCACAUACGCGAAAUAGCAGAUAAGCUGAAGGAUACUGACGGAAAGGACCCAUGGCGAGCAGAAAUGACCAACAUGCUUUUGAAUAAAUUGCACAAUCUUGGCCUGGUCCCAACAAAAUCAUCAUUAAUGCUGGCUUCUAAAGUUAGCGCGUCGUCGUUUUGCAGAAGACGACUUCCGGUCGUGAUGGUCCGCGCGCACAUGGCUGAAACCCUCAAAGCUGCUGUAACUUUUAUUGAGCAGGGGCACGUCAGAGUCGGUCCAGACACCAUCCGCGACCCCGCAUUUCUCGUAACCCGGCCUAUGGAAGACUACGUCACAUGGGCUCCUGGCUCCAAAAUUAAGAAGAAAGUUCAGGAAUACAACGGCAUGCUAGAUGAUUUCGACUACGAAUAA
This is a messenger RNA of Echinococcus granulosus, 5232 nucleotides long. Its product is annotated as U3 small nucleolar ribonucleoprotein IMP3. The transcript has 24 exons. The record is from RefSeq and is a predicted model, not a curated record. Gene Ontology annotation, molecular function: protein binding; protein tyrosine phosphatase activity; rRNA binding. Lineage: Eukaryota; Metazoa; Platyhelminthes; Cestoda; Cyclophyllidea; Taeniidae. Gene Ontology annotation, biological process: protein dephosphorylation. Bases 1 to 5232 code for a protein of 1743 amino acids.